GGUGCCCACAGGGCUUGGUUAGUGGGGUUUGGGGGGGCAGUAGGCGCAAAGAGCCUGGUUCGUGACUGCCUGCCGAUCGGCCAGCCAGUAGACAGCCCACUCGGUGGGGGAGGCGGCCGGUGUGGUGGCCCCAGGCCGCGUGGCCCGGUGGUGGUGGUGGAGCCAUGGUGUCUAAACUGAGCCAGCUGCAGACGGAGCUUCUGGCGGCCCUGCUCGAGUCAGGCCUGAGCAAAGAGGCGCUGAUCCAGGCCUUGGGGGAGCCGGGGCCCUACCUGCUGGCCGGAGAUGGCCCCCCGGACAAGGGGGAGUCCCGCGGCGGUGGCGGUCGGGCGGAGCUGGCCGAGCUGCCCAAUGGGCUGGGGGAGGCAAGGGGCUCCGAGGACGAGACGGACGACGAUGGGGAAGACUUCACGCCGCCCAUCCUCAAAGAGCUGGAGAACCUCAGCCCCGAGGAGGCGGCCCACCAGAAGGCGGUGGUGGAGACCCUGCUGCAGGAGGAUCCGUGGCGCGUGGCCAAGAUGGUCAAGUCCUAUCUGCAGCAGCACAACAUCCCACAGAGGGAGGUAGUCGACACCACUGGCCUCAACCAGUCGCACCUGUCCCAGCACCUCAACAAGGGCACCCCCAUGAAGACACAGAAGCGAGCGGCCCUGUACACCUGGUACGUCCGCAAGCAGCGAGAGGUGGCCCAGCAGUUCACCCACGCAGGGCAGGGUGGGCUGAUUGAAGAGCCCACAGGUGAUGAGUUGCCGACCAAGAAGGGGCGGAGGAACCGUUUCAAGUGGGGCCCAGCCUCCCAGCAGAUCCUGUUCCAGGCCUACGAGAGGCAGAAGAACCCCAGCAAGGAGGAGCGAGAGGCACUGGUGGAGGAGUGCAAUAGGGCGGAGUGCAUCCAGAGGGGGGUGUCACCAUCGCAGGCACAGGGGCUGGGCUCCAACCUCGUCACGGAGGUGCGCGUCUACAAUUGGUUUGCCAAUCGGCGCAAGGAAGAAGCUUUUCGGCACAAGCUGGCCAUGGACACAUACAGCGGGCCGCCACCGGGGCCAGGCCCGGGCCCUGCGCUGCCAGCCCACAGCUCCCCGGGACUGCCCCCGCCCGCCCUCUCCCCCAGUAAAGUCCACGGCGUGCGCUAUGGACAGCCGACAACCAGCGAGGGGGCAGAAGUGCCCUCAAGCAGCGGUGGUCCCUUGGUGACGGUGUCUGCACCCCUACACCAAGUGUCCCCCACGGGCCUGGAGCCCAGUCACAGCCUGCUGAGCACCGAAGCCAAGCUGGUCUCAGCAACCGGAGGCCCUCUCCCCCCUGUCAGCACCCUGACAGCUCUGCACAGCUUGGAGCAGACAUCCCCAGGCCUCAACCAACAGCCCCAGAAUCUCAUCAUGGCCUCACUUCCUGGGGUCAUGGCCAUUGGGCCCGGUGAGCCCGCCUCCCUGGGGCCCACCUUCACCAACACAGGUGCCUCCACCCUGGUCAUUGGCCUGGCCUCCACUCAGGCACAGAGCGUGCCGGUCAUCAACAGCAUGGGCAGCAGCCUGACCACCCUGCAGCCAGUCCAGUUCUCCCAGCCACUGCACCCUUCCUACCAGCAGCCACUCAUGCCCCCCAUGCAGAGCCAUGUGGCCCAGAGUCCCUUCAUGGCCACCAUGGCCCAGCUGCAGAGCCCCCACGCCCUCUACAGCCACAAGCCUGAGGUGGCCCAGUACACCCACACGGGCCUGCUUCCGCAGACCAUGCUCAUCACCGACACCACCAACCUGAGUGCUCUGGCCAGCCUCACGCCCACCAAGCAGGUCUUCGCCUCAGACACGGAGGCCUCCAGUGAAUCCGGGCUGCAUACGCCGGCGUCUCAGACCACCACCAUCCACAUCCCCAGCCAGGACCCCACCGGCAUCCAGCCCCUGCAGCCCACCCACCGGCUCAGCGCCAGCCCCACCGUGUCCUCCAGCAGCCUGGUGUUGUACCAGAGCUCCGACUCCAACGACGGCCACAGCCACCUGCUGCCAUCCAACCACAGUGUCAUCGAGACCUUCAUUUCCACACAGAUGGCUUCAUCUUCCCAGUAACCACGGCAACCGCCCCCCAGGGGCUGGGCCCUGCCUGGAGCGUGCCUGGCGUACUUGGGGGGUGACUGGGACAUGUGAGCCUG
Lynx canadensis (Canada lynx) is the source of this 2146-nucleotide messenger RNA. It is a transcript of the gene HNF1A, whose product is annotated as HNF1 homeobox A. NCBI's taxonomy places the organism in Eukaryota, Metazoa, Chordata, Mammalia, Carnivora, Felidae. Gene Ontology annotation, biological process: pancreas development; liver development; regulation of transcription by RNA polymerase II. The transcript is spliced from 10 exons. Gene Ontology annotation, molecular function: RNA polymerase II cis-regulatory region sequence-specific DNA binding; DNA-binding transcription factor activity, RNA polymerase II-specific. Gene Ontology annotation, cellular component: nucleus. The record is from RefSeq and is a predicted model, not a curated record. Bases 165 to 2063 code for a protein of 632 amino acids.